AUGUCCCUUGAAGGGCAAAGAGGCACGCUGCAUCUUGCCUCGGGGUAUGAUGUAAGAGAUCCUAUGCCAGCUAAUAUAGAACCAUGUGUUCAGAACUUCCAUAUUCUCAAAUCCCAGGGGUGGACAUCCUCAUUUGACUAUGGUUCUACGAAGCCGCUUUCGUCUCAGGCCCUGAGAGCUGUUACCAACGAUGACAGGGUGAGAAACAGAGCCAUAACGUUUACAGUUGUCAGCGCCCCUAGGCUUGGGAGGCUGCUGAAGAUGAACUCUGACAACCGUACAGAGGAUGUUUCCAUCUUUACCCAACGUCUGGUCAGGGAAGGGCUGAUACUGUACCAGCAUGUGGACCUGGAGAACACAGGGUGGGCUUCAGAAGACUCCUUCACGUUUAUGGCCUCCUCCCCUCCUGCAGCCCUGGGUCCGGAGGAGUUCCGAAUUACCAUUUCAUAUGAAACAAAUGAGCCAGGCAGACAGAGCCGGCUGCUCACAAACGCAGGCGCCUCUGUCAAGGAGGGAGGUGAAGUCCUCAUUGACCGAUCUAAGCUAGAUGCUUCCAACCUCUUACUUCGGCUGCCCCAACCUCAGCGUUCGUCCCAUGAAAUCUGGUUCCAGGUUACAGCUCUUCCUUGCCAUGGGACCAUUAUGGUUGGAGAAAGAAACAUUACCACAGGAAACCCCUACUUCUCCCAGCAUACAGUUAAUGCACUGGGAGUCACAUAUCUUCAUGAUGACUCUGAAUCACUGGCUGAUAAUUUUACCUUCGCAGUUUGGCCGAACCCAAAGAGCGUGGCCACCAACAAGCCGGAGGCUGACUUUCUAGAAGAGAUGUUCAACAUUACCAUCACCCCAGUGAAUGAUCAGUCUCCAGAACUGAAGACCAAAGGGCUUCGGUUGACAGUUCUCCAGGGCAGCAGGUUGGUUGUGGGACCUGAAAUCCUAAAAGUAGAUGAUCUAGACAGUCCUCCAAGUGAAAUCCAAUACAUGAUCAUCCGCCAUCCCAACAAUGGCUUCUUAGCAAUGGCUCACGAUCUGGACACCGCUGCUCACCAUUUUACACAGGCUGACAUCAAUAAUGCUCAGGUGUGGUUCAUACAAGAUGGAAGCCCGUCCUCCGGAGCGUUUUAUUUUAGUGUGACUGAUGGUGAACACCGCCCUCUCUACAAGCUCUUCCACCUGGAUGUCAUCCCCAUCUCCAUCACUCUUGUGAACCUCACAGACCUGCUUCUCCCACAAGGCCAGACCACUGUCUCCAUCACCAAUGCUCACCUCUCUGCAGUGACCAGUGGAAGGAGCCUCCAGGUCAUCUACAGGAUGACACAACCCCUCCAAAAUGGCCACUUGCUGGUCGACAACCAGGUGGUCACCAGCUUUGGCCAGGAGGAUUUGGAUUCAGGAAGGCUCUCCUACCACAUGACCAAUCUCACAGCCUCAGGAGAUCGGCUGCAGUUCUCAGUCUUUACAGUGGAGAGCAACUUGACAGAACAAACACUGGGAAUCAGAGUGCAGCCUUUAUUGCAGGUGACGCGGAACCUGAGAGUGGCCAACAGAACGCCUCAUCGGCUGCAGAGAGAGGAUCUAGAUGCAACCGAGCUGGCUAAUAAGACCAAUAGUGACCCCACAUUUGAAGUGAUACAACCUCCCACCCAUGGGCGACUUGUCCGAAGAGCAGCUGACAGCCCUGUGAUGGAAGAGAUUGCUCGGUUCACGCAGAGAGAUGUCAACCAAGGUCAGCUGCUGCUUGAGCCACGUGCGAAUCUAACAGGCACUGGUACGCUGAACGACUCCUUCACCUUCUUGCUCAGUGCAGACGGUGUGCAGCCAGCAACAGGUUAUCUGGCCUUUACCGUUGUGCCGCCAGACCCCUUACGGCCACAGACAUUUACACCGGAUGUACCUUUAUUCAUCACUGCGGACAGCUUCGUGGCCUCAGUUUUCUCUCAGAAAAAACUUAUGACUUCCGUUAUAACACAGACAGAAACUCCAGGAAAUCUGACCCAGAGCAAAUGGCAGGGGACAGAUUCCUGGGGACAGCCCAAUGGCAGAGAACCAGAUGUGGAUGGCAAGGUGUCCCCCACCAAGGUCAUCUGGCCACAUGCUGCCACCAAAGUUGUUUCUGAAGGGGUCAUAGGGCCCCGAGAUAGCAGUUACCCUCUGGUGGUCAUCAUACCCUUGGCUGCUGUGUUCCUCCUCCUGAUGGUGACUGUGGUAGCCCUGUGUGUCUGGCUGCUGAGCCAAAAGGAGGAAAAGGCUAACCCUCUUAUCCAGCCCAAGACCAGCCUCGAAUCCCCAUCCCCCAGCUGCAGAGCAGAGGGGAGUAGAGCCGUUCCCACUGUCAAGGUCACUGCCCUGUUGAGAAGUUCCAGCAGCCAAGCUACCAGUCUGUUCCUGCCCCCAGAGUGUGCUCAGAAGGCCUCCCUGGGGGCUGAGCCUGUGGAGAAAUGUACUCCCUGGGAGGCAUGGGUGAACCUGGAUCCUGACAUGGCCGAGCUCUGUCGACAAACCAACCCAGCGCUGAAGCACAACCAGUACUGGGUAUAAAUGGGAACCCCACCCCUCUCCCACCGUUCCCUCCCACUCCCUCCCUCUCAUCCUUUGUCUCCCUCUCCCCAUCUCUCUUCCUGUCUCCCCCAUCUCUCUUACCUCGCUGUUACCGACUGCUAACUGUGUACAGGUAUGAGGAGCCGGACUGGACUAUAAUGGUGAACGAAUGCUUAUUGAAUCAAGGAAGGCUGUCCUAACUAAACAAGGCUCAGUCGCUCCUGGGGUUUCCACAGUGGCCCUUUUUCUGGACCUGGCAUUCUCAAGACAUACGUUUCUAUUAAGGAUUAAGCUCUUCACUAAGGUGCUAUUGAGCAUUUGGACCCAAUGGGAAGCCGAAACAUUAACUUGGGGCUUGGAGUUAAAAGAGGGAAGGUUGGUUGCUUUUCAUGGAAGCGUCACUCUCUUGGUGAGUCAGCAGGAAGCGCCAGUUCUGUCUCCACAGAAGAUGCCAUUUGUUACAUCAGUGAGUUUGUUUGUGUAAUGUUUAUGUGUCAUCCUUUUCCUCUGUGGAGUCUUCUAGGGUUGGCUUCUGCAUGCAAGAAAUACCGUGUUCAGAUUGCGGGGCAGUCCGACCUCCUCUGAGGACAGUCAUUGAAUACAUUGUGUUUCAGCAAGAAGCUUUGUCAUUCUGAUCUAGAAAGUCAAGAAAUGUUAUUUGAAGCUCAGAGGGGU
This is a messenger RNA of Arvicola amphibius (Eurasian water vole), 3213 nucleotides long. RefSeq names its product chondroitin sulfate proteoglycan 4-like. The record is from RefSeq and is a predicted model, not a curated record. NCBI's taxonomy places the organism in Eukaryota, Metazoa, Chordata, Mammalia, Rodentia, Cricetidae. Bases 1 to 2538 code for a protein of 845 amino acids. The transcript is spliced from 5 exons.